AUGGCUGCGUACGCUCUCACAGAUUAUCGCUCGCAAGGACAGACAAUUUUGUGUGUGUUGAUUGACAUGGCAAAGCCUCCGACCAGAAAACUGAGCCUCUUCAACCUAUAUGUCGCACUGUCACGUAGUCAUGGCAGGGAUACCAUUCGAAUCCUCAGGGACUUCAAUGCAGAGAUGUUCCACGAACCUCAUGAUGAACAAUUGCUGAUGGAAGAUGAAAGACUGGCUAAACUGGACCGAGAAACGACGGAGUGGUGGACGGAAGUUCACGGGAACAGAAAUACAACAGAUGCAUAG
Laetiporus sulphureus 93-53 is the source of this 297-nucleotide messenger RNA. RefSeq lists its product as uncharacterized. The transcript has a single exon. Lineage: Eukaryota; Fungi; Basidiomycota; Agaricomycetes; Polyporales; Laetiporaceae. The coding region runs from base 1 to 297 and encodes 98 amino acids. The record is from RefSeq and is a predicted model, not a curated record.